ACCUCUUCAUCCAGAAUGGAUCCCGUGUACGAGUCCGCCGAGUUCACCUCCGAGAACCAGUCGUCGGGUGUGUACGACAUGGCCUACGAGGCGCCGUACGAGGAGCCUGACCGCCUUGAAGCAGAGUACGAGAACACCGGACGGGCCAUUGGGAAAAUACCGGCUCCCCCUGCUCUCCCACCACCUCGCCAUCCCGAGGAGGAGAAGAGGCGAGGCAGUUCCUCCUCGUCCUCGUCCUCGUCCUCCUCAUCGUCCUCAUCGUCCUCGCAUGCUGAAGAUGAAAAGAAAGAGGACAUGGAGGAUUUGAAGAAGGAGGAAGAGGAGGAGGAGGAGGAGAAGAUCGAGGUGGAGGUGGAGGAGAGCAGCAGAGACCUGAGUUGGGAGAGGAGGUCUCCAGAGGCGGAGGCGGACGGGGGGAACUCAUCACGCAGAUCCUCAUCUUCCUCAUCAUCGUCUUCAUCGUCUUCAUCAGCCUCUGAGAAGGAAGAACCUGUGGAGAAGCCAGAGCCUGAAAAGGACGGACCUGAAAUCAAACUUUUUGUUAAGGCUGGUAGUGACGGAGAGAGCAUCGGAAACUGUCCAUUCUCUCAUCGCCUCUUCAUGAUCCUCUGGCUCAAAGGGGUCGUCUUCAAUGUCACCACUGUUGACCUCAAGAGGAAACCGGCCGACCUUUACAACCUGGCCCCGGGGACACACCCGCCCUUCCUCACCUUCCAGGGGGAGGUGCUCACCGACGUCAACAAAGUCGAGGAGUAUCUGGAGGAGAUGCUGGCUCCACCGAAGUAUCCCAAACUUGCAGCAAAGAAUCGGGAAUCAAACACAGCAGGAAAUGACAUAUUUGCCAAGUUCUCCGCUUACGUCAAAAACACAAGACCAGAUAAACAUCGAGCAUUAGAGAAGAGUCUAGACAAGUCUCUGGCCAAGCUGGAUGAGUAUCUGACAAGUCCACUACCUGACGAGGUUGAGGUGGGACGCCGUGAGGGAGAUUCCAAACGCAAAUACCUGGAUGGAGACGAACUGACGCUGUCUGACUGCAACCUUCUGCCCAAACUUCAUGUUGCAAAGGUGGUUGCGAAGAAAUACCGUAACUACGACAUCCCGUCUGAAUUCAGAGGGCUGUGGCGUUACCUCGGCAACGCCUACAGCCGAGAUGAGUUCACCAACACGUGCGCGGCCGAUGUUGAAAUCGAGCUAGCCUAUAAGGACGUUGCUAAGAGGCUGGGAAAGUGAAUGAUUCGUCUUUUUUUUUUUUUUUUUUUAAGUUGCUGUGUAGCAUCUCAAGUCUUAUACCUCUGUAAUAAUACCGACUAUAAACAAACGGAAGAGGAUGAAACUCUUUGGUUAAGGUGAUUAUAGCCUACUGCUGAUAUUUCUCAAACGAAUAACAUGAUUUUUUAUUGAGGAAAAAAGGUUUGCAAUUGAUCGUAACCCCCUCUCCUGAACAGUGAUCAUAGCUUAGGAACCGUAACGGACAGACACAGAGAUGCACACACAUGACCGAACACAUAAUCUCCUGGCGGCGAUAAUAAAAAGUGUGGAUUAAACAGUGUUUAUCUGCUUUAAAAAAGCUUGACAAGCGUAGCAACACUAACUAACGGUCGAUUUAAGAUGUGAAAAGUUGAGCAGGGAAAAUAAAAUAUAGUUGGUGAGCGCAGAUCCCCAGUCAGCCAGUGUUGGAGGUUGUUUUCUCCUGAAGUAUUACCCCUUUCUGCUUAUUAAACCCUAAUAAUUUACAUAUGUAAAAGGGAUAAUGGGAUGCAUAAAGCAGGGUUUGAUUAUUUGACCCGUCCUCUUUUUUCUGUGCAUUAUGUUGUAUUAUUACAUUAUUGUUAAGAAUGUGUUUCAGCCAAAGUAAUUUGUCUUUUAUUGGGGUUGCGUCGGCUUUGUAGACUUUAGAGAUAUGAUAUGUGUCUCCCUCCACAGUUUAUGCAUCACACUGGUCACAAUCUUGGUGUAUUUCAGAUUAAAACUAUACUUUCAACUUGAUAAAUCAGCACCCAAACAAACCAAGUUUACCGCAUCUGUUGUGUUGUCAUGUCAUUUCAAUCAUGAGUGCCUUAGUGGGAAUCAAGCUCUCCUCUGCCUUCAGCUCUUGACGUCUGUACAGUAAAUUAUAUAUGUCUGAAUAUAAUAUAUAAAUGUGAAUUAUUAAUGUCAUCAAAGGACUUCUCCUGCCCCACGGAGCUGUGUGAUGAUAAUAUAAAUGAAUGUAAAUGAUUGUAGCUCAGCUAUAUACAUAUUCUUUUCUGAUGAUUAGAACCAUGAACCCACUGUGUAUAUGUCGCUUAUUUGAAUAAUAAAUCUAUUUUCUCAGAGACUGA
Molecule: messenger RNA, 2321 nt
Organism: Sebastes umbrosus (honeycomb rockfish)
Lineage: Eukaryota; Metazoa; Chordata; Actinopteri; Perciformes; Sebastidae
Gene: clic5a
Product: chloride intracellular channel 5a
Exons: 6
Coding region: 16-1230 (404 amino acids)
Source: RefSeq, a predicted model, not a curated record